This is a messenger RNA of Juglans microcarpa x Juglans regia, 3083 nucleotides long. Its product is annotated as casein kinase 1-like protein HD16. Gene Ontology annotation, molecular function: protein serine/threonine kinase activity; ATP binding. Gene Ontology annotation, cellular component: cytoplasm; nucleus. The record is from RefSeq and is a predicted model, not a curated record. Gene Ontology annotation, biological process: endocytosis; signal transduction; peptidyl-serine phosphorylation. The transcript has 20 exons. The coding region runs from base 600 to 2630 and encodes 676 amino acids. Lineage: Eukaryota; Viridiplantae; Streptophyta; Magnoliopsida; Fagales; Juglandaceae.
GCAUUAGGUUCGCGUGCACCUUCUCCCCCACGCUCACACCUUCUCUCUUGCUAACACACAUACCCACCCAAGUCACCGAUCGUCAAUUCAUUUAUCGCCUCUCUUUCAUGAGCAGCCUCCAUUUUCUCAAACAUUCAAUCUUUUUCAAUCUUCUUGCGCCAUCUUUAUGAUCAUCGGUCCCAACCAACUUCAAAUUUAGAUUCAUCUCGUAAGUAUAAAGGAAAGAGGAAGAGAUGAAGGAAGCAAUUACAAUUACAAAUGCCAAGAGCAACAAAAUUGACUAGGAAAACCGAGAUGGAGAACUCAAAUCUAGCCAACUGUCCACAUGAAUGGAGUGCAUAAAGUUGUAGCUAUAAGCUUAAGUUUCGAAUGUUUCGUCCCCAUAAGAUCUGAUUAUCAAGAAACUCGGAAUUAAGAACAAUGCAGCAGUUUUUCAUUCCUGCCUGCCAUUGCUUGCAAAUCUGACAUGUCAGCCACAAAGCCACUUGGUGAUGGAAUUCUGCAUAACUAUGAGCCUAUGAGGGUUAGAUUUCAAUAGUUCAAAGUUCUUUGGGUUUGGAGUGGAAGAUAGAAGGAGAUUUUCUUUUUUAUGGGAAAGAAUGCCGGAUUUGAGAAGUGGAGUUCGGCGCUCAAAGAGGGUGAAUAAUGUCCACGAGAAUCCUCCAGUUGUAGUUCCAACUGCGUGGCCUGGAGUGGGAAAAGGACCAGUUGGUAACGGAAGAGGAAGAGGACUUAGAGCUAUGAAUCAAGGUAAGAUCUCCAAGCCUCUUGGUGCUGGAGUUGGUGGACGGGGACGCGGGGGUUUAGACUUGCCUGGGAGACAGGUAGUUGCCAUUCAGGAUGAGUUGGUGGUUCAUAAAAGUGCAGAAAAAUUAGCUGCUGAAGAGGAGCCCAGCUCAAGUCCACUUCCUGAAAGGGUUCAGGUUGGCAACUCCCCUGUGUACAAGUUAGACAGAAAGCUGGGUAAAGGGGGUUUUGGGCAAGUAUUUGUUGGAAGAAGAGUGACUGGUGGUACCGGGCGAACUGGGUCUGAUGCCUCUGAGGUUGCUUUGAAAUUUGAGCCUCGAAAAAGUAAAGGAGGUCAUUGUGGUCCUCCUUUUGAGUGGCAAGUAUACAGCAAUCUUAAUGGUUGUUAUGGACUUCCCUUGGUCCAUUAUAAAGGGAAACAAGGAGACUACUAUAUCCUAGUGAUGGACAUGCUAGGCCCAAGCUUAUGGGAUGUUUGGAACUCUUACAACCAGAUGCUGUCUGAGGAGAUGGUUGCUUGUAUAGCAGUGGAGGCUAUAUCAAUUCUAGAGCAACUUCAUUAUAAAGGUUUUGUGCAUGGAGAUGUUAAGCCAGAGAAUUUUUUGCUUGGUCAGCCUGGAACACCUAAUGAAAAGAAGUUGUAUCUUGUUGAUCUUGGUUUGGCUUCAAGAUGGAAGGAUGCAUCCUCUGGUCGUCACGUCGAUUAUGACCAAAAGCCUGACAUUUUCAGGGGAACUGUUCGUUAUGCAAGUGUCCAUACUCAUUUGGGUAGGACAGGGAGCCGAAGGGAUGACCUUGAAUCCUUAGCAUAUACCCUCGUAUUUCUCCUUAGAGGCAAACUUCCCUGGCAAGGUUAUGUUGGAGAGAACAAAGGAUUUCUUGUUUGUAAGAAGAAGAUGGCAACUCCUCCUGAGAUGCUAUGUUGCUUGUGCCCUCCUCCUUUUCAACAAUUUCUUGAGAUGGUGACCAAUAUGAGAUUUGAUGAAGAACCAAAUUACUCGAAGCUAAUUUCCCUUUUUGAUGACAGCAUUGGUACCAUUCCAACACUGCGACCAAUCAGAACUGAUGGAGCUAUAAAGGUGGGUCAAAAAAGGGGGAGAUCACUUGUUGAGUUAGAAGAUGUUGGGCAGCUUAAAAAGAGAGUUCGACUAGGUACUCCAGCCACCCAGUGGAUCUCAGUCUAUAAUUCCAGAUCAGCAAUGAAGCAAAGGUAUCACUACAAUGUUAUGGAUUCAAGACUACACCAGCAUGUGGAGAAAGGAAGAGAUGAUGGUUUGUACAUUAGCUGUGUAGCUUCAUCGGUGAAUCUGUGGGCCAUUAUUAUGGAUGCAGGGACAGGUUUUACAUCCCAGGUUUAUGAACUCUCGACCGUGUUCUUGAAUAAGGAGUGGAUAAUGGAACAGUGGGACAAGAAUUACUACAUCACUUCAGUGGCUGGCGCAAGCAAUGGCAGUGCCUUGGUGGUAAUGUCCCAAGGGGUGCCUUACACUCAGCAGUCCUACAAAGUUAGUGAUGUAUUUCCUUUCAAAUGGAUCAAUAAAAAGUGGAAAGAAGGCUUCUCAGUUACUUCUAUGACCACUGCUGGUGUGAAAUGGGGCAUUGUCAUGUCCAGAAAUACAGGUUAUGCUAAUCAGGUCGUUGAACUUGAUUUCCUUUAUCCAAGUGAAGGGAUUCAUAGAAGAUGGGAGACUGGAUAUAGGAUCACCUCUACCGCUGCUACAGCAGAUCAAGCUGCAUUUAUACUUAGUGCACCCAAGAAAAGAUCAGCAGAUGUGGCACAAGAAACUUUGCGGACAUCUGCUUUUCCUUGUAAUCAUGUGAAGGAGAAAUGGUCAAAGAAUCAAUAUAUUGCAUCCAUCUGCUAUGGAAGAACAGUGUCCUGACAUAUGGGGCUUGGAAGAAGAAAGUGCACCUGCACAUUGUUAGCCUGCGGUUGAUAGGGCUUUUGAAGGAUUCAGAAUGUUUUGAAUACGCAUGGAGGUGGCUUUCCUUCAUGUAGAAUCGCUGCAAACAGAAACAGAGGGAUAAAAGCUUGAACUGUGCCAGUAUCAGUCUUUUUGGUCAUGUCUGGCAGAGCUGUUUAAUUUUGUUCAGCCCCUUAUAAAUGUGUGUAUCCUCCGUUUUGGUAUGAUAGUUGAAUACAAUCAGUUAAACCUUGUAGACAAGAGUUUGAAAAGGAUCAGUAAAAGUCCUAAAGCUCUGCAGGUGUUGCAAAGGAGUUGAACCUCAAAUUAUUUCAUAUCAUUGUUGUGUUCAUAAAGGCAUGUAUGUUUAUCAAUUGUUGUACCUAUCUACCAUAUUAUUACAAAAAUGGGGAUAAAAAACCAAUUGAGCCA